AUGCCAAACCGAAAAUGUCUCAUUGUUCGAGAGGUGGCGAGAAGUGUGGUGUUAAGUUUUGAAUUGGAUGUGUCAAAUCUUCUCAAUGAUUUUGGACAACCUGUCAAUUUUUACGUUUCACAAACGAUUGACAAAAGUUCAGAUAAGAACUUGGAAACAAUCUAUUUCAAAUUGACGAAUGGAAUUUGUAACAUUGAAAUUCCAGAGCGUGUGAAUGCUGUUUUUAAAUUUAAUGUACACUUGUCAAAGAAGGGAGAAGGAUUACUGACAGCUCCUGACACGAAUCAAGUGACUGAUUUUAUUUUGUGGGUUCCAACCAUUGGAAAAGGUGUUUACACCAAUGAACGAUCGUUGGGUGAUAAAAUGUUACCUGGACUUUAA
Molecule: messenger RNA, 381 nt
Organism: Naegleria fowleri
Lineage: Eukaryota; Heterolobosea; Eutetramitea; Acrasida; Naegleriidae
Exons: 1
Coding region: 1-381 (126 amino acids)
Source: RefSeq, a predicted model, not a curated record